Molecule: messenger RNA, 888 nt
Organism: Aspergillus versicolor CBS 583.65
Lineage: Eukaryota; Fungi; Ascomycota; Eurotiomycetes; Eurotiales; Aspergillaceae
Product: RTA1 domain-containing protein
Exons: 3
Coding region: 1-888 (295 amino acids)
Cellular component (GO): membrane
Source: RefSeq, a predicted model, not a curated record
AUGGCUGCCGACACACCGCAACAGGUGACUUUCGUUCUAUACCACUACUCUCCAUCAAUCCCCGCGGCUGCAAUAUUUGUCGCAGUGUUCGUCUGCUUGUCUAUCUGCCAUGGGUUUUCUCUCCUCCGCCAUCGCGCCCUAUUCUUCAUUCCGUUCGUGAUUGGACUUCUCUUUGAAGCAGCCGGCUAUGCAGCGAGAAUAUUCUCCCAUUCCGACCCACUCGCCCUCGGUCCCUACAUUGUUCAAACCAUGCUCAUCCUCGUCGCGCCGCCUCUUUUCGCAGCGUCCAUAUACAUGACUUUGGGCCGGUUGGUCGUAAACCUGGAGGCUGAGCAGGCGCUUUUGAUGCCUGUAAAGUAUGUCACCAAGACAUUUGUUAUUGGCGAUGUGAUAUCGUUCCUGCUACAAUGUGGAGGCGGGGGGUAUAUGGCUGCUGGGUCACUGUCCGCCAUGGAGGCCGGCGAAAACAUUGUCAUUGCCGGGCUUGCAGUACAGCUGCUUUUUUUCGGGUUCUUCAUUAUCGUCAGCGCGAUCUUCCACUAUCGAGCAAGGUCGAUCGCCAAACAUUAUGACUACGCGCAGCCGGUAUCUCCGAUCUUUCGAUUCUUCAACUCAACGUCAUGGGAGGCGAUGCUAUGGUAUCUUUAUGCGGCGUGCGUUCUGAUUUUGAUCCGCUCAGUCUUUCGCGUGGUGGAGUUUGUCCAAGGAAAUAAUGGCUGGAUCAUGAGGAGGGAGUAUCUCCUUUACAUCUUUGACGCUGUUUUGAUGGCUGUGCAGGCAAUGCUGCUGCUGAUUGUUUACCCUGGCAAGGUGGUGAAGCGGAGAUGCCAGACCGAAGGGGCACUGGGGUCUGAGGGACUGCCGUUGGCGGAAGCCCCGGGGAAAUAA